Messenger RNA from Suillus paluster, 2685 nucleotides. RefSeq lists its product as uncharacterized. NCBI's taxonomy places the organism in Eukaryota, Fungi, Basidiomycota, Agaricomycetes, Boletales, Suillaceae. The transcript has 2 exons. Bases 1 to 2685 code for a protein of 894 amino acids. Gene Ontology annotation, molecular function: protein binding. The record is from RefSeq and is a predicted model, not a curated record.
AUGGACGCUCUUGAAAGCUCUCUGAUAACUGGGCAAUGGGAUUCCAAGUUCAACAUAGAGCUAGAGUCGUGUCCUGCAACUGCCAAGCUCGCAAAGGACGUCAUCGAUGGUAAAUUCCGGGAAGUGCUAACUUCACCUUACGCCCAAAGUUUGUUUAGGGCAUCUGGGCUGCAGGACAAAAGCUAUGAAGAACAUUUUUCGUGGCAAUUACCAUCUGUGACAGAUGAGGCAGAAAAAGAGUUUAUCCAGGUCAUUCUGGCUGUCGCAUGUUUACAUGCUUUCGUCCAGGCCAACUGGACGGGUCCGGAUCUCAAUAUCAAACCUUCGGAAGUGAUCGUUGACGUGAUGAACCCAACUUUGAUUUCUGAUGAGGUCCUCGAUAUGAAGGCGGUGACCGAGCUAGCUUACGGCGGCGAGCCUGCUUACCACCUCGCACAACACGCGACUUUCUUUCGUCUUGCCCAACUCAUUUUCGCCUUGCCGUAUCAUCACUGCAUAUCUGUUCCCUGGUGGCGGUUACGUACAACAAUUAUUCACGAACAGUUAUUGGACGAGGCAGUGCCCCUUCCAACGGACGCUCUUGAUUCCCUGGAGUCUUUGUUGAAGACCCUGAUGGGAGAUACGGGAGAUCGCGAUCUCGCUGGCCGUCUGCAGCUAGAGCAGGGUCGACUUGAACAUAUUUUUUGCCACGACAAGGUUGCUUCCGAACGAUUUGUUCGAGCGGCCCGUGCUACGGGGUUGCAGUAUGAACUCAGCGGAGCGCUCGGGAGACGAACAAAGUUUCAGCAAAGUGAUCUAAGCCAAUUGGUGUUACUCGCGGAGAGCCGGAAAAGGAAUGACUCCCCCGCCGAGGACGUACUCAACGAUCACGCCGAUCAGUCACGUACGCCUGUUAUCGGGUCCAUCAUAACAGAUCCAAAUCUUCCAGUUACCUUGGAAUUGAAUGACGACACACUUCUGGAGCAAACUGUAUUCACAUCUUCUGCUCCGUCGUCCACGACCAGUCAGCUGAACCAUCUGGAUCCUGUUUCACAACCCCCUUUACACCCACUCGACCAGUGUAUUCUUCUAUCCCUUUGCCUCAAUGUACGGAAUACGUCCCCUUCACACGGUCUCACAAGCGAACAGAUGUCCCCUUACGUCGCCCGUGUCAUAUCGCAUCCCAAGAACUGGUCAGUCCACACUAUGGCUCUACUUUUGCGGUCCCGCCUCGAAUCUACACGCACACGAACUGUUGAGCGCUCAGUACUCCAGCUCCAAGCCCUCGUAGACCAGAUGCCGACCGCUGAUUCCGCCUUGGCGGAGCGGCUGCUUUACUUCCAUUCAAUACCGCUUCCAAGCAAGUGGGAGAUGGAACGUGAGCUGGCAUUACGUUUCCUCACUCUCGGGGUGGUAAAAUCGGCCCUAGAGAUAUUUGAACGCCUUGAGAUGUGGGAGGAGGUCGUGAAGUGCUGGCAGUCUAUGGAGAGGACUGACAGAGCGGUUGCUAUUGUCCGUGACUUACUCGAGGGCCGCAAAGAGGAAGCAGAGAAUGUGAUUUCGCGGGGCAAAGAUUUAGCAUCGCCGCGGCGCGGCAAACUAGAUUCAACACGACAGGCGAAGUUGUGGUGUCUUUUAGGAGAUCUGGAGCCAGAUGACGCAGUGAAGCAUUAUGAGCACGCGUGGGCGCUGUCAAAGGAGACUUCCGGUCGUGCCAUGCGGUCUCUUGGGGGCUACUACUUUGCACGGGGGGAAUAUGAGAAGACUAUUUCCUGCCUGCAGCGUGCGGUGAAGAUCAACCCGCUAUUGUCCCGCUCUUGGUUUAUCUUGGGUUGUGCCUUUAUUCGCCUCGAGAACUGGGAGGGUGCCCGAGAUUCAUUUAGUCGAUGUGUUUCAAUUGACGAUGAAGAUGGAGAGAGCUGGAAUAAUCUGGCUAGUAUGUACCUCCGUUUGGACUCCUCUCAGAAUAUCUCCGAAUCGCACGUGAAUGAGGAUGAUCAGCCUAGCAAGGCCAAAUCUUUUUCAAACAGGAUGCUGGCAUUCCGUGCUUUGAAACAGGGCUUGAAAUACAGCUACGACAAUUGGCGCAUGUGGUCGAAUUACAUGAUUAUCGCCAUGGACGUCGGGGAGCUAUCAGAGGCGUGUCGUGCACUAACGCGUGUCGUUGAAGAACGGAGUGCAAAAAUUGGUGCAGAAUGCGUUGAUGAAGAAGUACUUGAGCGCCUGGUCAAUGCCGUUACUAGGGUGCCAGCUGAUCGAGCUGAGGACAGUGAUAGGGGCCGUGAUGCUGUAACCAAUCCCAAUGAAGGUCACGGGCUCCUCAGGAGGGUGCAGGAACUUUUCGACCGAACGAUUCUUCCACGUGUAUCUUCUCCUCGCAUCUUCCGCGCCUAUGCACGUCUUCUGACCUGGAAAUCACGGUGGGAAGAUGCGUUGAAAGCUCACUUGGAUGGGUAUCGCUGCGGCGUGGCCGGAACGUUUCAGAAGGGAGAGACGGAUGUUGAAAAGUGGCGCGAAGCCAUAAAUGAAGUCGAGGACGUCAUGGACGUUUUAAGAAAUUUUGGACCGCGGGUGCAAGGCAUUAAUUGGAGACAUCAGGGUCGCAGUAUCGUCCGGACGUUUAUGGGACGCUCGAAGGACUUCGAAGAUGAGGCAGAAUGGUCACGCCUGGUAGAGUUGCAAAACGAGCUGCGUACUGAAGAGUAG